Molecule: messenger RNA, 1722 nt
Organism: Yamadazyma tenuis ATCC 10573
Lineage: Eukaryota; Fungi; Ascomycota; Pichiomycetes; Serinales; Debaryomycetaceae
Biological process (GO): rRNA processing; ribosomal large subunit assembly
Cellular component (GO): nucleolus
Molecular function (GO): 5S rRNA binding
Source: RefSeq, a predicted model, not a curated record
AUCUCAUCGCAUCUUCAUCAUGGGAAGCAAAACAUCCAGAAAGACCAAACGGUCAUGGGUCAAGAACAUCGACAUCAAGGACAUUGAGGACAACCUUGAACAGAGCCGUGAGAAACAACGGCUCGUGGGAACCGACGCCGAAUUCGUGAUUGACGAAACCCCCUCUGAUGUGCCUUCUGCCAAAGCCGCUAAGAAGUUAAAGUCCACCGAAAUCCUCACCAAUAAGUCCAAAAUCCCGGCGUUGGAAGUUGAGCGUAACAAGAAGCCCUCUGGAAGAACCAUCACCCGGUUAAUGAAGAUAUCUGGCCGUAUUGAUGGAUCCACCUCGAUGGCUCUUGUCAAUAAGGAUGGACUUCUCAAUGUCAAAAACGAAGACCUCUGGAACGAACCACCUGCCGCGCCAGCGCCGGUCCGCGACGUGUAUCCUAUGAACCUACCACCAGCCAAGUCCAAAGCUAAGAAGGUCCGGCCUCUGACGAUUGACGAGGCUCCUAUUACCUUGGAGUUUGAAGACAGUGAAUUACACGGAGGAAAAUCGUACAACCCAUCGUUGGAAUCAUGGAAACAGUUGGUAAACCAGGAGUUUGGCCUCGAGAAGAUCAAGGAAUUGAACCGGCAACAGCUCAUCGAGAGGCAGGAGAUGUUGGCCCGGAUGUUGGCAGAACACGAAAGUAGUGACGAGGAAGAAGAAUCCGACCACGAAAUUAACGACCCCAAUCACGCUAAUGACACUAAUGACUUUAAGCUCUCUGCCAACAAACCCACUGAGUUGAAGAGAAAGACCAAGACAAAACGAGGUCGGAUGUUGAAGCAUAAAAAACGAGUGGAAUUGGAAGCCAGACUCAAGGACUUGAAGCAUCAAAUCCACCAAAUCGGACAGUUAGAUUUGGAAGAAUUGCAACACCGGGACACCAAAGUCGUCGACAAAGUCACCAAGAAGAAGAAGGCAGCUAAGAGAUUGUUCAAAUACAAUCUUAUGGAUGCACCUCUUGAAGUGAAAUUGUCUGACGAGCUCAGCUCCAACAUGAAGAAUAUCAAAGCUGAGGGAAAUCUUUUCUACAGCAGCAUGAUUAAUUUGCAGAAGAAGGGACUUAUAGAGGCCCGGGUGCCGGUUGCAAAGAGGUCGAAGUAUAAGCCUAAGAUUACUGAGAAGUGGACCUACAAGGAUUUCAAGUAGGGAAACAGAAGCAGAGUUGAGAGAACGUCUCUGGCGUUUAUUAAGUUCAUUUCUAUAGAGUAGUUUGUAUUGGCACUUGUCUGUCUUCAAACAAUUUCACAUUAGUAAAACAAUAGAUGAUAUUCCCUGUGUUUCAAUCGUCAGUCCUACGCCAUUUUGUCGUGUGUAUAUUACACCAUAAAUACAUGCUAUCAUUCAAACUCCCAGUUGCCAGUAACAUACCCUCUGUAUAACCGUUCUCUGAACGAGAAGAAUUGGUCUCUGUAAGGAGUGUAGUAUCUUUGCAACUCGGUCUGGGCAGUCUUAAAGUGCUCCGGAGCCACCGCUUCACUGGUUUGACCUCGUUUUAUACCCGUCAAUAAAAAGUCUCGUUGCAUCAUCUUUUGGUCAUAUUCGUCCAAGUUGAAUCUGUCAUUUUUCCAACCGUUGUCCCAGUAUCUGAUGAAGCCAACCCCAUGUCCUGCCAAGCCGAAGAACAUGCCCAUGAUCGUGUAAGGAAUCAACCCUUCAAAAGGAACUGGCAUUGUUGUCUAGUAAGAGGAUUU